Molecule: messenger RNA, 2695 nt
Organism: Arvicola amphibius (Eurasian water vole)
Lineage: Eukaryota; Metazoa; Chordata; Mammalia; Rodentia; Cricetidae
Gene: Slc16a11
Product: solute carrier family 16 member 11
Exons: 7
Coding region: 879-2648 (589 amino acids)
Biological process (GO): monocarboxylic acid transport; transmembrane transport
Molecular function (GO): monocarboxylic acid transmembrane transporter activity
Source: RefSeq, a predicted model, not a curated record
UUCAACUUACAGCAGAGUCCUGGGCAGCCUUCUCGGAAAACCAGUUCCCUGCCUCCCUGGUGGCCUGGCUGGUGAAACCAGCAGAUGCUUUCUCAUCAGUUAGGAAACACUGCCAUCCUGUGGCUAUGCGUUGAUAGUACUCCGACCUGCAAAUUGCUGAAAUUUCAAUGGCGUUGUUUAAUGAUUAAACCAAAAGAGCACACCUAUUUAGUCAGAUGGCAGAAGGAAAGCCAGAGUGACCUGGUAAAGAAGGAUGCUCUCUGGAGUCUUCAAAGAACAAACAAACAAACGAAAAAACACCUGGAUUCGUCUCUCUGAACUCUUAACUUUGCUUUUAAAAAUCUAACCUAAGCCUUUAGCGAUUCUGGUGACAAAGAUGUCAUCUACUCCCAACCACUGUUGGUUUAGAAUCCUACGCACGGUGGCUCUGCAUAGACGCUGUCCUUUCCAGGGAAGUUCACAUCAAUCUGUCUCCAGGCUAUUUCCCUUGGCUAGUGCAAGCUCUGUUUCCACUCCUAGGUCUGUUUGACCUGCAUCCUCCCACGGUAGGCUAAACCUAAAUUCCAAUAUUUCCACUUUCUUUUUUGAAGCAGAACGAUUUGGGGGUAUGUCUGCUAACGUCUUUAAGCAUCAGUUACUCCAUCCAUUUGUAAAGUGGGAUAGCAUCUUCGUCAAAGGGCUAUUGUAAGAAUGAAAUGACAAAGGGGUGUGUGUGUGUGUGUGUGUGUGUGUGUGUGUGUGUGUAAAGACUGCCUGGAACUUCACAGGUCUUGAUAGUGGGAAGUCAUAUUUCCCGUGAGGGCUUGCUAGUAUUGUCCAUUGGUGGCCCAGUGAUUUGAUGUCAGAGGUUUACAGGAUCCUCAGCAACAAAUCCGAGAAUGGAAGAACUCUUUCAGGCUUUAGAGACCACCGCUAUUUUCACGCGUGGGCAGCUGGCCGAGCACGGAUUGCAAGCCGGCUCUUCUUGCGUGCGCAGUCGGCUGCAGGUGGCUCGGGCCCCUGUGGUGAUCUCUGUUUACGGAGAGAGCGGGUCCAAGUUGGGCUCCAUCUCUGCACUGGCUGGCGACUCGGCAGAACCCUGCCUGCCAGGAACGCGCGGAGAAAAACCAGCCGAACCCACCUUCGCCCUUUCCCUACUCCCAACGCCGGGAGAGGUCGGGCCUGGUUCCCGCGCCCAUGCUCGGGGCGACGUGCCCACCCUGGGCGAGCAGCCCGAGGCUGGAUCUCAGGGACGUCAGCUCCCUAGCGGAGGCCCAGGCGUGGAGACUUCAUUCACAGGUGUUUCCCCACCCCAGCAGACGGCGAUGACCCCCAAGCCGGCCGGACCCCCGGACGGGGGCUGGGGCUGGGUGGUGGCGGCCUCAGCAUUCGCCGUGAACGGGCUCUCCUACGGGCUCUUACGCUCCCUGGGCCUUGCCCUCCCCGACCUCGCGGAGCACUUUGAACGAAGCGCCCAGGACACUGCGUGGGUCAGCGCCCUGGCCUUGGCCGUGCAGCAGGCAGCCAGCCCAGUGGGCAGCGCCCUGAGCACUCGCUGGGGGGCACGCCCCGUGGUGAUGGUUGGGGGCGUCCUAACCUCGCUUGGCUUGGUCUUCUCGGCUUUCGCCCGAAGCCUCCUACACCUCUACCUCGGCCUGGGCCUCCUCGCUGGUUCCGGCUGGGCCCUGGUGUUCGCCCCUUCCCUGGGUACCCUCUCUCGGUACUUCUCCCGCCGUCGGGUCUUGGCGGUAGGGUUGGCGCUCACCGGUAAUGGGGCAUCCUCGCUGCUCCUGGCACCUGCCUUGCAGUUCCUCCUUGAUACUUUCGGCUGGCGGGGUGCCUUGCUCCUCCUUGGCGCUGUCACCCUCCACCUCACACCCUGUGGCGCCUUGCUACGACCCUUGGCUCUUUCUGGUGACCCCCUAGCCCCACCUCGAACUCCCUUAGCUGCCCUUGGCCUAGGUCUCUUUAGACGCCGAGCCUUUACAAUCUUUGCUUUGGGCACCGCCUUGAUUGGGGGCGGAUACUUCGUCCCCUACGUGCACUUGGGUCCGCACGCUUUAGAUCAGGGGAUGGGGGGUUACGGGGCAGCGUUGGUGGUGGCUGUCGCUGCAGUGGGAGAUGCGAGUGCCCGACUGGUCAGUGGAUGGCUUGCAGACCAGGGCUGGGUGCCCCUUCCGCGCCUUCUGGUUGUGUUUGGGUCUCUGACUGGGUUAGGGGUACUGGCAGUGGGACUAGUGCCCACUGUGGAGACGGAGGAGGGUUGGGGGGCUCCCCUGCUAGCCGCGGCUGGGGCCUACGGCCUGAGCGCCGGGAGUUAUGCCCCACUGGUUUUCGGUGUGCUCCCCGGGCUGGUGGGCAUUGGAGGUGUGGUACAGGCUACAGGGCUGGUGAUGAUGCUGAUGAGCCUCGGGGGACUCCUGGGCCCUCCCCUGUCAGGUUUCCUAAGGGAUAAGACAGGAGACUUCAGUGCCUCUUUCCUGGUGUGCAGCUCUUUCAUCCUCUCUGGCAGCUUCAUCUACAUGGGGCUGCCCAGAGCCCUCCCAACCUGCCGUCCAGUCUCACCUCCACCUACCCCUCCCCCUGAGAGAGGGGAGCUGCUCCCAGUUCCACAGGCAUCCCUGCUCUCGGCAGGGGGCGCUGAUCCCACCCGGGAAACCACUUGUUGAUCUUUUUCUUGUUUGAGCCCCUUCCCUAAUAAAGGCUUUUUGUCUGA